This is a messenger RNA of Physella acuta, 5040 nucleotides long. RefSeq lists its product as uncharacterized. NCBI's taxonomy places the organism in Eukaryota, Metazoa, Mollusca, Gastropoda, Physidae. The record is from RefSeq and is a predicted model, not a curated record. Gene Ontology annotation, molecular function: DNA helicase activity. Gene Ontology annotation, biological process: DNA repair; telomere maintenance.
AUGCCUCCGAAAAAUAUUGCAUGUUUUGAAAUAUUGGAGCAACGAGAGGCCAGACUAAAGUAUAAAAGAGAGAAAGCUGCAGCAUUUAAAGAAAAUGAGACCCCAGAAUCCAAAAAAGCUAGACUAGAUGCAGAUAGAGAUAAAGCUGCUGCAGCACGAAGAAAUGAAAAACCUGAAGUCAGAGAGGCUCGGUUAAAAGCUGUGAGAGAUAAAGCUGCUGCAGCACGAAGAAAUGAAAAACCUGAAGUCAGAGAGGCUCGGUUAAAAGCUGUGAGAGAUAAAGCUGCUGCAGCACGAAUCAAUGAAAAACCUGAAGUCAGAGAGGCUCGGUUAAAAGCUGUGAGAGAUAAAGCUGCUGCAGCACGAAUCAAUGAAAAACCUGAAGUCAGAGAGGCUCGGUUAAAAGCUGUGAGAGAUAAAGCUGCUGCAGCACGAAUCAAUGAAAAACCUGAAGUCAGAGAGGCUCGGUUAAAAGCUAAGAGAGAUAAAGCUGCUGCUGCACGAUUAAAUGAAAAACCUGAAGUCAGAGAGGCUCGGUUAAAAGCUAUGAGAGAUAAAGCUUCAACUUCGAGAUCAAACGAAACCAUUGAAGUUAGAGAAGCAAGACUUGCAACUGAUUUAUUAAGGCAUCGUGUUGCUGCACUACAUGAAAUUACAGAGAAUUUUGAGUCUAGGCUUGCUGCCAAGAGAACAAUGACAAAUCAAGAUAGAAGCGCAGAAAACGAUUCUCAGAAGCAAGCUCGAUUAACGGCAGAUAAUUUCCGGACGACCAUUAAAAUAAAUAAUGAGAAUACUGAGGAGAGAGAAGCCCGACUUGAUGCUAAAAGUACCAAAAAUAGGCUGAAUGAAAGAGAAGAUUAUCAAACGCAGUUUAAAAUGAUGGCCCUAAACUACGAAGCAAACAUUAGCUACGACAAUAACCCACACAUAAUGAUUGGAGAAAUGGCAAAUGUUUGUCAUCACUGCAAAGCUGUCAAGUGGAAAGGAGAGCCACCGGGUAUGUGCUGUUCUAAUGGGAAAAUCAAACUGAUUCAGCAAGAAUCUCCCCCAGAGCCACUCAAGUCUUUAAUGUCCGGCGAUACCUCUCACUCUCGGCAUUUUUUAUUAAAUAUUAGAAAAUAUAACAGUUGCUUCCAGAUGACUUCAUUUGGAGCAACUAAGGAAAUAAGAGAAAAAGGGUUCAUGCCAACUUUUAAAGUUCAAGGGCAGGUGCACCAUUCUAUCGGGUCACUUCUUCCAGCAAAAGAAGAGGAAUCAAAGUUUCUUCAAAUUUACUUCAUGGGAGACGAAACAAAACAAGUGAACCAAAGAUGUGCAGCUGUCCAAAAAGUCAGAAAACCUAUUAUUGAGAGCCUUCAGGUGUUUCUACACCAGAAUAAUCAAUAUAUCCGUCUAUUUAAAAACGCACUUGAAAAAAUGCCAACGAAUGAGUAUAAAAUAAUCAUUAAGGCGGAUAAAGUGCCACAGGGUCAGCACCCAGGGAGGUUUAAUGCACCAACAAUGAAUGAAGUCGGCAUCGUGAUGGUUGGGAACGAUUUCGAAAGAAGAGAUAUCGUACUUCAUAAAAGAAACGACACGCUGCAGCGCGUCGUUGAAACACAUAGGUCGUACGAUGCCCUUCAGUACCCCAUAAUCUUCUGGCAAGGAGAAGAUGGCUAUUUCUGUGGCAUCCCGCAAGUGGAUCCUCUAACGGGCACUGCUCUGGCUCACAAGAAAGUUUCAGCCAUGGCAUUUUAUGCCUACCGCAUAAUGUUGCGAGAGAAUGAGGAAAACCACAUUUUGAAAUGCAGACAACUAUUUCACCAAUUUAUUGUUGACAUGUACGCUAAAAUAGAAAGCGAGCGCUUGAUGUAUAUUCGUUAUAACCAAGCGAAACUUCGAAGUGAAGAAUACAUUCAUCUAAAAGAUGACAUUAACUCCACGGAUUUUGACCCGAAUCAAAUAGGAAAAAUGGUGAUACUUCCGUCAUCUGUGACCGGUAGUCCACGCCACAUGCAUGAAUAUUCUCAAGAUGCCAUGGCGUAUGUCAGAAGGUAUGGAAGACCAGAUUUAUUUAUCACAUUCACGUGUAACAAAAGUUGGUCGGAAAUACGGAAUAAUUUAAUGCCAGGACAGAACGCCACUGAUCGACAUGACCUGAUUGCUCGGGUUUUUAGGCAGAAGCUGGUAAAAAUGAUCAGCCUAAUAACCAAGUCAGGCAUAUUCGGAGAAACUCAGUGCUGGGUGUACACAGUUGAAUGGCAAAAGAGAGGUCUUCCCCACGCACAUAUUUUGGUCUGGUUGCAAGAGAAAAUUAGACCGAAUGACAUUGACAGAGUCAUACGUGCGGAACUGCCAAAUCCAGUAGAAGAUCCCAUCUUAUAUGAAAUAGUUCUAAAGCACAUGAUCCAUGGACCAUGUGGGGUCCUGAAUAGAAUGUCACCCUGCAUGGUGAACGGUCAUUGUUCGAAAAGAUAUCCGAGGAGUUUUUUGGACGAGACCCAGACAGGAGCAGACAGCUAUCCGCUUUACAGAAGAAGAACGCCUCAAAAUGGCGGAUUCACUGGAAAAAUAUACACCCGCUGUGCAUCUGGCUAUCAAGAAAUUGAAAUAGAUAACAGGUGGGUGGUGCCCUACAACCCUUUUCUAUGCCGAGUAUUUCAGGCACAUAUAAAUGUAGAACUCUGCAGCAGUGUGAAGUCCAUCAAAUACAUCUGCAAGUACAUACACAAAGGCAGUGACCAGGCUGUAUUUGAACUUAAAAAAUCUGGAACCUCAAUUGAUGAAGUUACUGCUUUCCAGUUAGGCAGAUAUAUAAGUAGUAAUGAAGCCGUGUGGCGGAUUUUAGGCAUGCCAAUUCAUGAACGUGAGCCAACAGUUGUGCAUCUAACCGUACAUCUAGAGAACGGACAAAGAAUUUAUUUUAAGCCGGACAACCUUCUGCAGAAAGUUAAUAGUCCACCAGCAACAACCUUAACUGCAUUUUUUGAACUGUGCCAAAAUGACCCGUUUGCUAAAACUCUUUUGUACUGCGACGUUCCUCAGUAUUAUACUUGGAACAAUUCAAAAAAAAAAAUUAUUAGACGCAAGCAGGGUAAAGCUGUUGAAGGUCACCCAGAAAUCCGGUCUUGUGCGGCUCUCGGUCGCGUGUACACCGUACACCCAUCAAAUGAUGAAUGCUUUUUCUUGCGUUUACUCCUGCAUGUGCAACAUGGACCUACAUCUUUUCUCGAUCUCAAAAAUGUGAAUGGACAAAUGUGCAAGACGUUUAGAGAGGCAUGCGAGAGACAAGGGCUCUUAGAAAAUGACAAACAUUGGGACACUGCGCUUGAAGAAGCGAGUGCUACAAAAUCACCCACAAAGUUAAGACAUUUAUUUUGUCUGCUUCUGACAUCUUGCUCAAUGUCAAAUCCACUCAACCUGUGGGAAAAAUACAAAACUUCUAUGAGCGAAGAUUUUCAAAUCAGAAGACAUACUACUUUUAAUGUUGAUUUGAAUUCAAAUCAAGAAAGUUUCAACCAAACUUUAUGUGCGCUGGAAGAACACAUCGCUUCAAUUAAUGGAAAGUUGCUUAGAGAAUAUGGUCUACCCUCACCUGACCGGGUUCUAGCGGCCUGCUCCGAAAUAGUUCGCGAAACUAAUUACAACGUCUCAGAACUAGCUGAAUACGUUUUAAUCAAUGAACCUCUUUUGCUACCAGAACAAAAACUAGCAUACGAAACAGUUUUACAACGUGUUCGACAAAACGAAGGAGGUAUUUUAUUUAUCGACGCCCCUGGAGGAGGUACCGGGAAAACAUUUGUUUUAAAUCUCAUUUUAGCAAAAGUGCGUCAACAGCAAAAGUUGGCCAUAGCUGUAGCGUCAUCGGGUAUUGCAGCUACGCUACUUACAGGAGGCCGCACAGCGCAUUCAACAUUUAAGUUGCCUUUGAACAUUCCUCACUCAGAUGUUCCUAUUUGCAACAUAUCUAAACAAUCAGAAAAAGGAAAGCUGCUUAAGCAGUGUGCCAUUAUCAUCUGGGACGAAUGCACAAUGGCUCAUAAAAAGGCACUGGAGGCCCUGGGUAGGACACUCCAAGACAUAAGGUCAAAUAGCGCCGUGAUGGGCGGAGUCGUUUUAGUUUUGGCUGGGGAUUUCAGGCAAACUUUGCCCGUAAUUCCCAGAUCAACAAUGGCCGACGAGCUAAACUCCUGCCUCAAGGCGUCCUACCUCUGGAAUGAUAUAACAGAGCUUAAAUUGAAGCAAAAAAUGAGGGCAAAAUUAAGCGGCGAUUCCUCUGCUAAUCGAUUUGCUUUGCAACUUUUAGAUGUCGGAAACGGCAAAAUAAAACCCGACAAAAUAACCGGACUUAUUGAAUUUUCAAACGAUUUCUGCAAAUUAGUGAGAACCUGUGACGAACUUAAAGACAGCGUCUAUCCUAAUUUAGAAGCAAAUUUCAAAAAUCACCAAUGGCUUUGCGAGCGUGUAAUUCUGGCUCCAAAAAAUGAAUUGGUUUUCAAGCUUAACAUAGAAAUUCAAAACUUGCUACCAGGAGAUACCAGGAUUUAUAAGUCUGUAGACACUGUGCUGGAUCCUGACCAGGCUGUACAUUAUCCGACCGAAUUUUUAAACUCCCUGCAACCCAGCGGAAUGCCUCUGCAUGAGUUGACACUUAAAGUUGGAUCUCCUAUUAUUCUACUAAGAAACCUUGAUCCGCCAAAGUUAUGUAACGGUACCAGACUAAGCAUAAAAAAGCUGUAUUCACAUAUAAUCGAAGCUACUAUAAUGAAUGGAUCUGGGAAAGGGGAGGAUGUUUUUAUACCACGAAUUCCACUAAUUCCCACAGACCUCCCUUUUGAUUUUAAGAGGUUACAAUUUCCCGUUCAGUUGGCAUUCGCCAUGACAGUGAACAAAGCCCAGGGCCAGUCAAUGUCCGUGGUAGGAGUCAAUUUGGAAACCCCUUGCUUCUCUCAUGGACAAUUGUAUGUUGCCUGUUCGAGGGUCGGAAAUCCAAACAACCUUUUUAUUCUAACAACAGAAGGAAAGACGAAAAAUAUAGUUUACCAGAAAGCUCUUUUAUAG